AUGACUGUCCAGGCCCCUCCUGAACCCCAGCCCCAGAGACCACAAACUAUACGAGUUCAGGUACAGGAGCCUCAGCCUGCCCAGAUGUCAGAGCCUCAGCCUGCUGAGGCCCAGACAGUUGCACCCCAGUCAUCUCCCCAGGAGUCAACACCAACACCCGCACCCCCCACCACACCCCAUCUGGAUAUCCGCAGUGAUACCCCUCUCGACACACCUGGUCCCCCACCACCCACACCUGACCAAACCGAACCAGGUUAUAGCCAUGUCGAUGACCAGGGGAUGGAACGCCUCAUGGAUGGGACUGCCACAGACCCUACGUAUUACGGCAUCCGCCUCUUUGCAGAAAACCAAAAAAUACGAGUACUCUGA
This is a messenger RNA of Penaeus vannamei (Pacific white shrimp), 369 nucleotides long. The record is from RefSeq and is a predicted model, not a curated record. NCBI's taxonomy places the organism in Eukaryota, Metazoa, Arthropoda, Malacostraca, Decapoda, Penaeidae.